Messenger RNA from Rotaria sordida, 2070 nucleotides. Lineage: Eukaryota; Metazoa; Rotifera; Eurotatoria; Philodinida; Philodinidae. The record is from the annotation of a GenBank genome assembly.
AUGGUUGAAAAUCUAUCAUCUCAAUUGCCAACGUUAGAAAAAUAUAUUGGACGUAUUAAACGACAACAAACUGAAGAUAAAGAUUGUCUUAAAUGGGAUAUUGAGAAAGGUUUACCGCAUCUACCGGUGCCAAAUUUAGAUGCUACAUUAACUAAAUAUCUUCGUUGUUUGGAACCAAUACAAUCAGGAGAUGAAUUUGAUCGAACAAAAAUUUUAGUAGAUCAAUUUCGUUCACCAAAUGCUAAUAUUGGACAACGUUUACAAGAUAUGCUUAUCGAACAUGCAACAAAAUCUGAGAACUAUGCUGUAGAUUGGUGGUUAGAAGAUAUGUAUCUUGCAAAUCCUCUUUCAUUACCAAUUAAUUCAAAUCCAGCAUUUGUUUUACCUCAACAACAUUUUAACAAUACAGAAAAUUAUUUAAAAUUUAUUGCUAAAUUAAUAUCAGGUAUAUUAGAUUAUAAAGUCUUAAUUGAUGCUCGAGCAUUACCUAUUGAUCGAGCAACAAGUCGUGAAAAAGGUCAACCAUUAUGUAUGGAACAAUAUUAUCGUUUAUUUUCUUGUUAUCGUAUGCCUGAUAGAAAUGUAGAUCGUCUUAUACAAAUACGUAAUAAUAAAGUUAUUUAUCAUCAAGGCGAACAUGUUAUUGUUGCAUAUCGAAAUCAAUUUUUUGUUUUAAAUGUUGUCAUUAAUUUUACACGAUUAGAUGAAGAUGAUAUUUAUACAUUAUUAAGACGUAUUGUUCAAAUAGCAGAUGAUGAUCCAUGGGCAACUGAUGAAGUUGGCAUUUAUACAUCAUUACCAAGACGCACAUGGGCAAAUGUCAGAACAGAAUUGGUGAAAGAUGCAUUAAAUCGAGAUUCACUUGACCUUAUUGAACGAUGUAUAUUUCUUGUAUGUUUGGAUCAAUCGGAGACAAAUGAUUCAGAUGAAGAAGAUGGUUUUGUCAGUUUUAGUAAAGCAGUAAAACGUGAUUUUGUUUCAUUAGGCGACCAAAUAUUACAUGGAGGAAAAACUAUGCUUAAUGCAUCAAAUCGUUGGUAUGAUAAAACUAUGCAAUUUAUUAUUGGUACCGAUGGUUUAUUGGGUUUAAAUUAUGAACAUUCACCAGCUGAAGCUAUAGCUGUUAUUCAAUUGAUUGAACAUCUUUUUAAAUAUAUAGAAGAAAAAAGUCAUGAAAGAUUUCGUCGUUCAAAAUCAUUAUGUGAACUUCCAAUACCACAUCGAUUAAAAUGGAAUUUAAAUAAUUUUUUAAGACAAAAUAUUUCUUUAUCAAAAGAAUUAUUAAGAGAUGCAAUUAAUGAUUUCGAUUUAUAUAUUCUUAAAUUUACGGAUUAUGGAAAAGAUUUUCCCAAACAACAUAAUAUGAGUCCUGAUGCAUUCAUUCAAAUGUGCCUUCAAUUUACUUAUUUUAAAAUGUAUAAUAAACUUGUAUCAACAUAUGAAAGUGCAUCAACACGACGAUUUCAUUUUGGUCGUGUUGAUAAUAUUCGAGCUAAUACACCUGAAGCACUUGAAUGGGCACGUGCAAUGGUUGAUGAAAGUGGUAAUAUAUCUGCAGCUGAAAAAUUACGUUUAUUUCGACAAGCUAUGCAAGCACAAACUGAUCUUAUGAUUCAAAAUAUUCUUGGUGAUGGAAUGGAUUGUCAUAUGCUUGCUCUUAAACAAAUAGCACGUGAUAAUAAUUUUUCAAUACCAGAUUUAUUUCUUGAUCCAGGUUAUGCAUUAAGUAAUCAUUUUAAUUUAUCAACAAGUCAAGUAACAACAAAUAUAGCUAAUUCAUUUAUUUGUUAUGGUGCAGUUGUACCCGAUGGUUAUGGUUGUUCAUAUAAUGUUCAUUCAGAUAAUAUUCUUUUUUGUGUAUCAUCAUUUAAUAGUUGUUCAACAACAAAUUCACGUGAAUUUGCUGAAUCAUUAACUGAUACACUUUAUGAAAUUCGUGAUCUAUGUACACUUGUACAACGUCAACAACAAACAAUAGCUCUUCGACGUCCAUCAUAUGCUGCAAAAUUAGCAGCUCAGAAAUUUAUUUCAUCUAAUUCAAUCGAAUCAAAUGAACAUAACAUUACUUAA